AUGUCGACGUCUGAAGCUGACAAGAAUGAAGGAACUCAACAAAAGAAUGGCAUUGCAAAUGCCAAAUCUCCUCCAGCUUUUAUGUCCGAAGAGGAAAUUAUCGCUGCCAUGCCUGAAAACUUCAAAUGUCUAUCACUAUGGCCUCCUAAUGUAAGUUUUGAUUUUAAAAUAGUUAUAUUUUUAGCCGGGAGAGAUCUUUGAUGAUGAACUGUCGAAAUUGGAAGAAGAAGAUUCAUCGCCAUAUUGGUGUCAGAUGUAUUAUUAUCAGUUUGAUUACAAGGUUAGUUUGUUGUUUGAUGGUUUAUUGUUGACAAUAAAAGCUGUAGCAUUUUAUUAAGGGUGUUUUGACAAUUUUUUGGGGUUUUCUAUGCAUAAUUUUUUGAUUUAUAGCUAAGUUCGUAUCGUGCAUACAACAGCGAAAUAAGUAUUGAUGGGCUGUGCACUCCAGCAAAUGCUUCUCGUUUUUCUUUGGGAAUUAACGGUUGUGUGGCUGGAAAUGAGGUUGCCGAAAAGGCCAGGAUGCAAAUUGGUGAGUUGAUUACUAUUUAAAGCUGUUUUUAGUGUUAUAUUUAACAUCAUACAUCGUUUUAAACAUUUUUUUUUGUUGAAAAUUUCUAGAAAAAGAGCCAGGUAUUGGUUUUUUGUAAUGUGUUUUAUUUGCUAUAAGGUAAAAUGAAAUGUAUUUUAAACGCUUUAAAUUGUUUGGAAAGAUAAUACUUUUACUUUUAAAGGCGAUGGUUGUCGAUUGACACGAAGAGGGCCAGAGGUGUAUCUACAGUGUUUGACAGACUCACCUGUGUUUUUGCAAUGUCCGUUAUAUGCUAUUUCGACUGGGGAUGAUCAAGCUACUGUGUAUCGAUUAACCCAACGUAAGUUGAUAUGGAUAUUACACAUUUUUAAUAAUUUGGCUUGUUAUAUCCUUUUCAUUGUAUAUUUUUUAGCUCAAGUGAUACAAAUUUUUAACGACACAAGAUUUGAAGAGCUUUUGGACAUCUACAUCAAGAAUAACUCGAAUUAUAAACAGUUGAGGGACCUGCAGGUUAGUGUAAUAUACUUCGUUUCUAAGUUACCUAUACAUAAAAUUACACAUAUGUAGUUUUAAAGAUAGUUUUAAGAAAAAUGUAUUAUUUUAACGUAUCUAUAGAAGUUUUGCUAUUAGAAGUAGCUUAGUUCCUUUUAUUUUGAAUUUAUGUGCAAAUUACCUUAAUAUACUAUGCGAUACCACUAAGAAAACACUUGUAGAACAUGUGCCAUGUCAGGAUUAGCUUUGUUAAAGGUUGGGGAAGCGCGUAUCGCCGUCGUACCAUAAUUACCACACCAUGCUGGGUCGAGCUGUAUAUGGUACAUCCACUAGAGAGACUAGAUGAAUGUAUGAGAGCUUGUGAUGAUUGGAAUCGCAAUCCGAUCGAUGAGUAUAGUAACGAAAUUGAUGAAGGGUUAAAUUUGGAGGGUCUAAGUGAUGAAGAGAAGGAAAUGGAAGCUCAGAACCAAAAUAAUGUUGAGAUAGCUGAUCCAGCGCAUGACAAAGAUGAAGAAGAUAUUGAGGAGAUCGAGUAG
This is a messenger RNA of Bursaphelenchus okinawaensis, 1557 nucleotides long. The record is from the annotation of a GenBank genome assembly. NCBI's taxonomy places the organism in Eukaryota, Metazoa, Nematoda, Chromadorea, Rhabditida, Aphelenchoididae.